AUGACAGGUUCUACUGGUGAUUCCAAACCAAUUAGAAUACUACUAGAUAGUAUACAUUUCAAUGAAAUAAGAAAGGCAAUCAGGUCAAGAUCAGUUGGAUGGGAUGCCUUAAUUAGGGCUGAGAUUAUAAGUCAAACUGAUGGGGUAACAGCUAAACGGUUGGAGAAGGUUCUAGUUAAACAUGAAAAACCUGAAGAAUCGGGUACCGAUAAUGAAUCUCUUUUGAAAAUUGAUGAUGAGGUUCUUUUAUCUUUGCUUCGUAUUUUGAAAACUUCUGAUAGUAUGGAGAGUCAAAAGGCUACGCAAAAUUUGAUUGCUGAAUUAUUAUCAUCUGAUGAAUAUUCUGAUGUUACUGUUAGAUUUUUCCAAGAGAAUCCUGAACAAGUUCAAGAGUUAUUUGAUGUUUCUAUGGUUAGAGGUGAUUCACAAACUGUUCUUAUUUCUGCUUUCAAUUUAGUUUCUUUAUUGAUUCAAGAUAAAUUAAAUGAAAAUAAAGAGAUGGUUAUUCAAAUUUUUGAAAAUGAAAAUUUUAUAAAGUUAUUACAAAAUUAUGAAAAGACUGAUACAUGUUAUGUUUGUAUUAGAUUAAUUCAAGAAUUGAUGACUAUUAAAUCAUAUAAGAAGAUUGUUUGGGAUAAUGAAGCCAAAAUUGUGCCUACUUUAUUUAUUAUUAUCAAGAGAGCCAUUAACGAGACAACAUCUAGUAGUAGUAGUACUAGUAGUAGUAAUGGUGGUGGUCGUAUGUUUGUCCCCACGAUUAAUAAUAAUUCCAAUAAUUUAGGGAUUCAAAUUCAAUAUUAUUCACUAUUAUUAAUUUGGUUAAUGACAUUUAAUUCCAAUUGGGCUCGAGAAUUUAUUAAUAAAUAUUUGGAAGAUUUUUUGAAACUAUUAAAAUUAAUUAAAGUUACCAUAAAGGAGAAAAUAUCUAGAUUAUCCAUUUCAAUAAUUUUACAAUGUUGUUCCAAUCGUGUCAAGGGUAAUAAGCAAAUCAUCAAAGAUUUAAUUCUUUUGGGAGAUGGUAUCCCUACUUUACAAUCAUUAAGUGAAAGGAAAUAUUCUGAUGAAGAAUUAAGAAAUGAUAUAAUUGAAUUAAAGGAAAUUUUGGAAGAUGAAUAUAAAGAAUUGACCUCAUUUGAUGAAUAUAUUGCAGAAUUAGAUUCUAAAUUAUUAUGUUGGUCUCCACCUCAUAUUGAUAAUGGAUUUUGGUCAGAUAAUAUAAAUGAAUUUAAGGAAAAUAAUUGGAAAAUCUUUAAGAAAUUGAUUAAUUUAUUGAUUGAUAUUGAAAAAUCUGGAAGUAGUACAACUACAUCACAAACCAAAUUAAUCUUACAAGUUGCACUAAAUGAUAUUACUCAUGUUAUUGAAUUAUUACCUGAAAGUGUUAAUGUCUUAAGUGAAUUAGGUGGUAAAGUAGUGAUCAUGGAAUUAUUAAACCAUUCUGAUUCCAGAGUGAAGUAUGAAGCGUUAAAGGCAACACAAGCAAUGAUUGGAUAUAAAUUCAGAUAG
This is a messenger RNA of Naumovozyma dairenensis CBS 421, 1506 nucleotides long. It is a transcript of the gene VMA13, whose product is annotated as H(+)-transporting V1 sector ATPase subunit H. Lineage: Eukaryota; Fungi; Ascomycota; Saccharomycetes; Saccharomycetales; Saccharomycetaceae. The transcript has a single exon. Gene Ontology annotation, biological process: proton transmembrane transport. Gene Ontology annotation, cellular component: fungal-type vacuole membrane; vacuolar proton-transporting V-type ATPase, V1 domain. Bases 1 to 1506 code for a protein of 501 amino acids. The record is from RefSeq and is a predicted model, not a curated record. Gene Ontology annotation, molecular function: proton-transporting ATPase activity, rotational mechanism.